This is a messenger RNA of Pelagomonas calceolata, 1326 nucleotides long. NCBI's taxonomy places the organism in Eukaryota, Pelagophyceae, Pelagomonadales, Pelagomonadaceae. The record is from the annotation of a GenBank genome assembly.
AUGCUAUUGCUCACAGCCCUGCCAUUGCUCACGGCCCUGCUGACAGCAGCACUGGCCAGUGCAGGAACGCCUAAGUACUGCGGCCGCGCUGGCUCGGGCGUAGACGGGCUGCGAGCGCCGCAGACAGAAGCCAGCUUGAAAAGUGUGCAAGUCGUCGCGCGCCACGGCGCCCGCGCGCCCGUCGCCGACUGCGGCCGCUGGCUGCCCGCCGCCGCCGGCGCGGCGUGGACCUGUCCCGGCGAGGCCGUCGAGGGCGUGUCGAGCGGAAGCACGUACCGGCUCCGCAGCGGAGUGAAGGACGAGUGCGGGCCCGGCGAACUCCUGGAAGAAGGCUUCGCGCAGCACCGCGCGCUCGGCCGCGCGCUGCGCGAGGCCUACUGGGCGCCGGGGGCCGUUGGCAAGCUCCCGACCGAUCAUAUAACAUUGCGCUCGUCGGACCUGCCGCGGACGCGCCGGUCCGCCGAGGCGCUCGCCGACGCGUUCGCGCCGUCGGCCGACCCGCGCGACCUCCGCGCGCCCGCCUUCGCGACGGACUGGAUCUACCCGAACAGUAACGAGUGCCCGGCGCUGGCCGCCCUCGAACGCGCAGCCUUCGCCGCCCCGGCGUUCGUCGCGCGCAACGCGAGCGACCUCGGCGCGCUCGCUACAAAACUGGCGCCGGCGAUCGGAGGACCCGUGGACUUUGGGCUGGACGACGGCAUGGCCGGCGGCCACCUGAUGGACUGCGUCGCGGCGGCGGCGUGCGCGCGGCGGGCGUUCGCACCGCCGCGCGACGACGUCGACGCGCUGAUCGCGGCGAUGGAGCGCCGCGAGGCCUCCAAGCUCACGCCGCGCUACGCCCGCACCGUAACGAGCCCGCUCGUCGCCGCGCUGCGCGCGCGCCUCGUCAACAGCACGGGCCUGUCGGUCUUCCUCGCGCACGACACGACGCUCAUGCCGCUCCUCGUCGCGCUCACGACCGACUACGACGGGGCGUGGGCGCCCUACGCAGCGGCCGUCGUCGUCGAGACGUGGACGCGCCCGGGCGGUUCGGACGCCGUCCGCGUCGCCUACGACGGCGCGUAUCGGACGCUCGCCGGCUGCCCGGGUCAAGAGCUGUGCCCCGUGGAUGCUUUCCUGGCGGCGACGGCCUGGGUGCGGGACCGCGACUGCGCCGUCGCCCCGCGCGUGGGGUCCCUCCGGGUCGACGCGAAUGAGGCUCCGGCGAAUGGGUCCGUGGUCGUUGCGUUCGCCGCGGGCGCCGCGGCCGCGCUCCUCGCGAACGCGUGGAUGCGGCAUGCGUCCGGGCCGCGGUGAUGAUGUCCUGUUGUUGUAAAUAAUAUCUUG